Cooperia oncophora is the source of this 633-nucleotide messenger RNA. The record is from the annotation of a GenBank genome assembly. NCBI's taxonomy places the organism in Eukaryota, Metazoa, Nematoda, Chromadorea, Rhabditida, Trichostrongylidae.
AUGGCAAGAAGUACCCAACAUACAAACUCGAGACGGCAAGUCCCCGUUGUUGCUCAUACACUUCACUAUAUCAGUGCUUCUGAGAUGGUUUACGAAGUUAUGAUGACAGAUUUGAUCCUUCACCACUUGAUAAGGAGCUUGGCCAGUGUAUUUGGAGUUGAUCGCGAGAUCGUUACUGUGAACAAAGAAGGUAUCAGCGGGUCAGAAAUCUCGAAGCAUUCCGCCGAACAAAAGGGCGCUAAAUUUGAGGAGAAGAACACGGCCGACGUCUACCGUGUGACAAUAAGUGGGCUGGCUAGCACAAAACUCAACCCUGAGGACCGUGAAAUGGCACUAAAAGAUCUGCAAAAUGCUGUUGACAAGCUUACGCAAGCGUUGACUACGGCCUACGGCGAUCAGGUUAUCGUCGAAGUUUUGGCUCUCUCCGAACCAGUGAAAUCGCCGAGUCGUCACGAUGAGCAGAUGACAUUGAUCAGGAGAAAAAGAGCUGCUGACAUGACAGAAACGGAUACAAAUCUGAAGACAUGGCGCGAGUCAUUAAAUGUGUACGUCUUCACGUCGACUGACUAUCCCGCUAUGUUUGCUAUCUUCGCUGGACUGGUCAUUGCCUUAGUACUGGUAAGUAAAGCCUAG